This is a messenger RNA of Nicotiana tabacum (common tobacco), 1618 nucleotides long. RefSeq names its product G-protein coupled receptor 1. Gene Ontology annotation, cellular component: plasma membrane. Gene Ontology annotation, molecular function: G protein-coupled receptor activity. Gene Ontology annotation, biological process: adenylate cyclase-activating G protein-coupled receptor signaling pathway; cell surface receptor signaling pathway. The record is from RefSeq and is a predicted model, not a curated record. Lineage: Eukaryota; Viridiplantae; Streptophyta; Magnoliopsida; Solanales; Solanaceae.
UUCCAGCAGAAAACUUCCUUUUGCAUUCUUCGAUCCCAAGCUUUUACCGAUCAACACAACGAAUCAUAACGCGAUAUUUGUGGUUUCAAAGUAUAAUCAGAAGCUUGAAAAAUGGCGACAGUUAAAGCAGUGAUGGGGAAUUUGACGGUGGCAGAACGACAAGUACUGACGGCAGUGAACAGCGGAGCAUCAAGUCUAUCAUUGGUCGGUUCCGGAUUCAUAGUGCUCUGUUAUUUGCUAUUCAAAGAGCUCCGCAAGUUCUCCUUCAAGCUUGUCUUCUACCUCGCUUUAUCCGACAUGUGCUGCAGUUUCUUCAGCAUAAUUGGGGAUCCUUCCAAGGGGUUCUUCUGUUAUGCUCAAGGCUAUACAACACAUUUCUUCUGCCUAGCCUCUUUCUUGUGGACUACAACAAUUGCCUUUACUCUUCACCGAACAGUUGUUAGGCAUAAGACAGAUGUUGAAGAUUUGGAGCCUAUGUUUCAUUUAUUCGUUUGGGGAACUUCAGGAGUAAUGACAGUUAUACGAUCAAUUGCCAAUAAUCAUGAGCAUAUAAGUCGGUUAGGCACUUGGUGUUGGGCACAAACAGGACAUGCAGGAAAGGUUACCCACUUCAUCACAUUUUAUGCACCUCUUUGGGGUGCCAUUCUUUUUAAUGGUGUCACCUAUUUUCAAGUAAUACGGAUGCUAAACAACGCAACUCGUAUGGCAGUGGGCAUGUCAGAGAGGUCAUACCAACCAGAUCCUCGGUCAGAUAAGAAGGCACUAAAUCGUUGGGGUUACUAUCCCCUCAUUCUUAUAGGAUCAUGGUUUUUCGGCACAAUCAACCGUAUACAUGAUUUUAUUGAACCAGGUCAUAAGAUAUUUUGGCUUUCUGUUCUUGACGUUGUAAUGGCUCAGCUCAUGGGUCUCUUUAACUCAAUAGCAUAUGGUCUUAACAGCUCAGUCCGUAGAGCAAUUUAUGAGAGAUUGGAUCUAUUACCAGAAUGUUUUCAAAGAUGGAUUCCAAAGAGCUCGAGGUCAAGAGGCCAACAGCAGGAUAGUGAAUUAGUCUCACUAAAGAUUCAAGAUCAGCAAUAAGCAAUUAGUAGAAUUUUGUGCUUGUACAUUCAUCCCAGUGCUUCUGCCACCACUUCCCUCAUUGGACCAGCUUGACAAUUGACAAUUGCAUUGUGACAGCUCCAUUGCUCGAACCCAGGUUUUAGGCUCAGAACCUUCCACCAAAUCUGCUUGCUCCAUUUGCUUAAUGCUUGGUCGCUUCUCCCUGAUUUCUGAGUCUACAUUAGUGCCAAAGUUGUUUUGUUGAUAAGUUGGGGAGUAUGUAUCAUUCUUUUAACCUUAAUGCUGUCUUCUGAUUGUUGCAUCAGUAAUAUACUCCAGGAAAUUGACCCAAGCGAUUUCAGUAUGAUCAGCAGAAGACACAUGACAUAUGAUUUGCGUAUGAAGCCUUCAAUUUUAGACAAGGCUGAAUAUUUGUUUCUGAUGUACCCUGAAAGAAAAAGAACUAGUGCUUUGUUAUUUACUGCCAAUGCUUGUUUUGAAAUUACUAAUUUCAUUUAUGAAUCUCUUGAUGAUGUGAACGAUGUAGGUCGUGGUUGAGGAAUAUUAGCAACUUGCCUGA